AUGCGGAUGGACAUUCGCGAUGUGAAACUGGAGCAUACCGAAGGUGUUCCGAUGAAAAAUUCUUGCGAAAGACAAUUGGCCUCCGUGAUAGUUGGAUCGAGGAUCGACGAGUGGUGGGCGAGAGAUGAUAGUCAGGGCAACUUCACCUUGGAGUUGUUCGUUGCUGCCCUGGUUUUGGCUGCGGCCAGCAGUGCUUACGGAGGAUACAUAAGCAGCGGCUGGUCAAGCGGCGGCGGCGGCGGAGGUAGCGGGUGGAACUACGGCGGGGGUGGAGGCGGUGGCUGGUCCGGCGGAGGCGGUGGCUGGUCCGGUGGCGGUGGUGGCUGGUCCGGUGGCGGCGGCGGUGGAAAGAUCAUCAAGAUCAUAAAAGUCAGCGGAGGAGGCUGGCCCAGUAGCGGUUGGAGUUCCGGCGGUGGAGGCGGUGGCUGGAAGUCGGGAGGCGGUGGUGGCUGGUCCGGCGGCGGUGGAGGCGGCUGGCCCAGCAGCGGGUGGAGCUCAGGCGGCGGGGGUGGCUGGCCCAGCGGCGGAGGAGGUGGAUGGAAGUCGGGAGGUGGUGGUGGCUGGUCCGGCGGAGGUGGAAGCGGAUGGUCGAGCGGCGGUGGUGGCUGGAAGAGCGGAGGCGGUGGCGGCUGGUGGUAAACAUCCAGUGAGAAAAUUUCAUCGAUAAUUCCCUCGUGUCCGAUGUGUAAUUAUGUACUAUCGAUCGGAAGGAGUAUAACGAAGAGGGAUUCAAUCAUCCAAACGACGACGCCUCCUCGCAAAAAGAAGAAAGAAGAAGAAAAAGAAAAAUUAAAAAAAAAAAAAAAAAAACACCAAGAAAACAGCUGUGAUUACUUUGUAUGUUAAAAGGGAUGGAAAAUUCUUUGAUUUUUUUUGUAGUUUUUCCAUUUAGUAUUCGUCGAAACUUUUUCUUACGUAUCAAUUAAGGCAGGUAUUUCUUUUGAUUUAUUCUGAUAAAUUUUUUUCUUUUUUAUUAUUUUCUUUUCCUUCCUUUUUUUCCACACGCACGUGUACUCGGUAACCUAUGCGAGUUUCAAUUUAAAACUUUGCAAGCACACCGAUGCACACACACAUACACACACGCACGCACCAAUGUACAUUCUUGUAAUAAAGUUUUGUAAAAAUCUCUUCUUAUAAAUUAUA
Neodiprion fabricii is the source of this 1143-nucleotide messenger RNA. RefSeq names its product glycine-rich protein 5-like. NCBI's taxonomy places the organism in Eukaryota, Metazoa, Arthropoda, Insecta, Hymenoptera, Diprionidae. Bases 1 to 639 code for a protein of 212 amino acids. The transcript has 5 exons. The record is from RefSeq and is a predicted model, not a curated record.